GCUCGGCGCGGCCGGGAUUUGAAAGUUUAUUACCUGUCCGCGCGUCUCCGGAAGUCUUUGCUCCCGCGGACGGGACGCCGGGAGGUCUCCAGAAGACGGUCAUGGACUCAGUGGUCUUUGAGGAAGUGGCUGUGAACUUCACCCGGGAAGAAUGGGCUUUGCUGAAUGCUGCUCAGAGGAAGCUCUACAAGGAUGUGAUGCUGGAAACCUUCCAGAACUUGGCCUCAGUAGAUAGUUGUACUCAAGUUAAAACCAGUGGAUCAAGUCCUCAGCAGGGUAUUUUUGGGAAUGAAAUAUUCAAUGGAGAGAAAAUAAUAAGUUUCAUAAGAAGUGAUUCCUGGUCAAAUUUGGAAGAAAAGGGGAAUGUUCAUAACAUUGAAGAUUACCCCCAAAUCCAGAAGAAGCGUUCGAGGGAACGUGUGAACAGUCACAGAGGACAGAAAAUCCCUGCAUGUGAAAUAUGUGGGAAAAUCUUUAUGCAUUUGUCUUCCCUUAAACUACAUUUAAGACGGCACAGUGGAGAGAAACCCUAUGAAUGUAAGGAAUGUGGGAAAGCCUUCAGUUGUCCUACAUACUUUCGAGAACAUGUGAGAAUGCACACUGGAGAGAAACCCUAUGAAUGUAAGUACUGUUGGAGAGCCUUCAAUUUUUACUCAUCCCUUCAAGAACAUGAGAGAACGCACACUGGAGAGAAACCUUAUAAAUGUAAGCAGUGUGGAAAAGCCUUCACUAGUUAUUCUGCCCUUCAUGGACAUGAGAAAACGCACAGUGAACAGAAACCUUAUGAAUGUAAGCAAUGUGGCAAAAGUUUCCGUUGUCCCAAAUAUUUUCGACAACAUGUGAACAUGCACAGUGAAGAGAAAAUUUAUGAAUGUAAGGAAUGUGGGAAAGUCUACAGUAUGCCUGCAAACCUUCGACAACAUAUGAAAACGCACAGUGAUGAAAGACCGUAUGAAUGUAAACAAUGUGGGAAAACCUUCAGAUGGCCUACCUCCUUAAGAAACCAUAUGAAAAUGCACUCGAGCGAGAAACCCUAUGAAUGUAAGCCAUGUGGAAAAGCCUACAGGUGUCUCAUAUCUCUUCAAGAACAUCUGAGAAGACACACUGAAGAGAAACCCUAUGAAUGUUACCAGUGCGGGAAAGUCUAUAAAUAUUUCAAAUACUUUGACAUGCAUAUGAAAAUGCACAGUGGAGAGACACAGUAUGUAUGUAAGGAAUGAGGGAAGCCUUAAGAAUACAAGGCAUGUUAGGAAACCUGUAAAAUGGGACUAGUAGUAGUGUUAGUACCUGUGUAACUUAAUGGGGAAUAAUGAGAAUCACCAUCAGCAAGAAGCUGAUUCCCAU
Trichechus manatus latirostris (Florida manatee) is the source of this 1344-nucleotide messenger RNA. RefSeq names its product zinc finger protein 77-like. The transcript is spliced from 4 exons. Gene Ontology annotation, molecular function: DNA-binding transcription factor activity; RNA polymerase II cis-regulatory region sequence-specific DNA binding. Lineage: Eukaryota; Metazoa; Chordata; Mammalia; Sirenia; Trichechidae. The record is from RefSeq and is a predicted model, not a curated record. Gene Ontology annotation, biological process: regulation of transcription by RNA polymerase II. Bases 102 to 1220 code for a protein of 372 amino acids.